CUGAAUGGAGAUUUCUGGAGGGGCCACAGGCUAACCUGCCAGAGCUGCCUUGGCGGGCUCUGACUCGCCUUGCUCACACCUGGAGAGGGCGGGCCAAUCCCAGGGCCCCAGGCCGCACCCCUGGGCUCAUGACCUCAAGCAUAUAAAUACUCCUGCCGGGAGCCCACGCCCAGACAAGUCACACCUGCCACCUCGCCUGAAACACCACACGCACCCCUGGCUGCCCAGCACAGAGCAGAGGACGAACCUGAAGGCCAGGGCCACCGACACUGCUGGUGUUGGCUGUGCUGAGGGUCACCUGCCUGCUGCAGGAGAGGCCCUCCAAACUGGCUACUGGGAGCAUGCCUAGGCCCUGCUGACCUCCUCACCAGCCCAGAGCCAUGUCCGCAGGCCAACAGGUGUGGCACACGGCCAUGCCACCCAACAGCCAAAGAAGCCCCACAGCCUCAGUGCCCAGGUCCCCCAGCUCCUCCGGCAACCCCCGUUCCCCCGGCUCCUCCAGCAACCCCCGUACACCUGGCUCAGAGAGGGUGGCCUCUCCUCUGGAGUGCUCCAUCUGCUUCUCUGGCUACGACAACAUCUUCAAGACCCCCAAGGAGCUGUCCUGCACCCAUGUCUUCUGCCUAGAAUGCUUGGCACGGCUGGCAGCUGCUCAGCCCACAGGUCGCCCUGGUGGUGAAGCUGUGCCCUGCCCAUUCUGCCGGCAGCCCACAGCUGUCCCAGCCGCCGGGGCUCCAGCACUGCGCACCAGCCGCCAGCUGCAGGCCAAGUUGCCAGCACACCUGCGGCAGGAGGAACCUGUGUGGCUGGAGGGGACCAGGCUGUGCUGCUGCCCCCCGCCCUCUGCCCCUGGCCUCGCCGCUCCUGGCUUCGUGUGUGUGGACGUGGGUCUGAGCAAGCCGGCUGAGCCCCCUGCACCCAUGCCGACCCCGGGCCCUGCCCGCCGCCCGGGUCGCCUGGCCCGCUGGUGGGCCCGCUGUGGGGACUGGAGGCGCCUGGCACUCAUCACAGCGCUGCUGCUCCUGCUGUUCUGCGUGGUGCUCUGGCCUGUGCAGUGCGCGCUCAAAACCGGUAACCUGCGCUGUCUGCCACGGCCGCCUGCGCGCACCACCACUGCAGCUGCCACCGAGGCCACCUUUUCCCUUGGGCCCCGGGCCCGCAGCUAGGGUUGCCCACUGCACAGCACGGGCCAGCA
This is a messenger RNA of Sorex fumeus (smoky shrew), 1195 nucleotides long. It is a transcript of the gene RNF223, whose product is annotated as ring finger protein 223. The record is from RefSeq and is a predicted model, not a curated record. Gene Ontology annotation, molecular function: ubiquitin protein ligase activity. Gene Ontology annotation, biological process: protein ubiquitination. The transcript is spliced from 3 exons. Lineage: Eukaryota; Metazoa; Chordata; Mammalia; Eulipotyphla; Soricidae. Bases 381 to 1166 code for a protein of 261 amino acids.